AUGGACCCUAAACAUAGAAAAAAGUCUUAAGAGGAGAUAUUAUAAAUACCACAAAGAAAAGGAUAAAGAGUUGCUGGAAUACAGUAAUCUUCUGGGGGACAUUAGAUCUUUGAGACUUAUACCUAAUGUUAAAAAUAACAACAAAGAUCAGAUCUUAUUUUUAUAGUUAUGUGUUUAAAGCUGCACUUUGUUUUCAGUUUUUUGAAUGAUGCUUAAUUGUAUUAGAAUAUGUUAAAUAAAAAGGAAUCAUUUAGCAAAUUAGAUGUUUUAUUGUAAAUUAUUGAAAGGCUAAACUAUAAUUAAAUAAGGAGAUAGUGCAAAUGCAUUUUUUAUAUUAGGUAAAUAUAACAUUUUUGAAUAUAGAAAAGGGUAAAAUUUAGGUAACAAUAAAUGGAGAGCCUAAAAAAUAAUUGAUAUCAGGAAAUGGAUUAGGUGAAUUAGCCUUAUUAUAUGAUGCACCAAGGUGAUGAAUAGAUUUUAAUUAUUAGGAGUGCAACAUGUACUGCAUUAGAGGAAUGUUAUUUAUGGGGAAUUGAUAGAACAACAUUUCGUAAAACAGUCGAAUAGAUUAUGAAAAGCGAAUAUGAAAGAAAUAGAAAAUAUUUAGAAAAUGCAACAUUUUUUAGUAAUUUAAAUAAUUAUAAAAAGAUCAUUUAACUAAAGAAUAGAAAGAUGCUAUAGGUGGAGUAUUAAUUUCUUAGAAAUUUUAAAUGAAUUAAAUAAUUGUUAAUAAAGGAGAUUAAGCAGAUUCACUUUUCAUAAUAGCUGAGGUAAGGAUUUAAAUACAAAUAAGGGCAAAGUCGGUGUGUAUACUGAUGAUGGACUAUUAAUUAGAAUGUUAUCAAAAGGUGAAUAUUUUGGAGAAAAUGCCUUAUUAUAGGAUAAUUGUGUAAGAGGAUUAACAGUAAAAGCAAUAGAAGAAUCAAGACUAUUGGCUUUAGCUAGAGAAACAUUAACUAAAAUAUUGGGGGAUGGAGUGUAAAUGAUAAUUUAUAAGAAUUAAUGUAAAUGGAUACUACAACAAUCAAAAAUCAAUUUAAUUAUAUAAAUAGAUAAAUUUUUAGAUUUAUUGACAAUUAGAAAAUUAAAGAAAGGAGAUAUUGUUAUUAAUAAAGGUUAAUAAUAUGGAGAAUUGAUUAUCUUAGUUGAUGGCAAAGUCAGUGAUGUAUAUAUUAUUUGUAUAUCUGUAGUCUAAUUAACAUACAAUUUGUGAAAAGGGAAAGAUAUUAUUAGACAAAACUGUAGAGUCGAAUGGUAAACAUGAUUAAGAUUAUAUCAUGUAAGAAGAUGGCAUAAUAGCAGCCAUUGAUUACAAUAUAGUAAAAAAGUAGUUUGGUGAAUCAGUAAUUAAAAUUAAUAGAUUAGUAAUAAAUUUUAGAGGCUUCUGUAUAAGAAGCUCAUAGUAGAUAAAAAAAAGCGAAAGACUACAAAUUAUAAGACUUAAAUUAUUUAAAAACCUUAGGCUGUGGGUAAUUUGGAAUUGUGUAUUUGUGCUAGUAUAAGAAUGAAACAUCAUUGUUUGCAUUAAAAAUAAUGACAAGAGCAAAUAUCAAACAAUUUGGAAUAGCAAAACAUGUAGCAAAUGAAAGAAGAGUAUAAUCUAUUUUGGAUCAUCCUUUCAUUAUGCAAUUCUAUAGAUCAUUUAAGGAUGAAAAUAAUAUUUAUUUAUUAAAUGAAUAUAUUCCAGGAGUCGAAUUAUUUGAUGCUAUUAGAGAAAUAGGAUUAUUAAAUAAAAAUGAUUCAUAGUUUUAUCUAGCUUAGAUGAUCCUUUAAACUGAAUAUUUGCAUACAGUACAUUAAAUUAUGUACAGAGAUUAUAAACCAGAAAAUCUUAUUGUUGAUGAUACAGGUUAUUUGAAAUUGAUUGAUUUUGGAACAGCCAAAUUAAAUUAGCCAGGAUAGAAAACAUUUACAAUAAUUGGAACUCCUCAUUAUAUGGCACCAGAAGUUAUUAGUGGUAAAGGAUAUAAUUAGAUGGCUGAUUUAUGGAGUGUUGGAGUAAUGCUAUUUGAAUUUGUUUGUGGGGGAUUACCUUUUGGAGAAGAUGCAGAAGAUCCUUUUGAGAUUUAUAAAGAAAUCACAAAAAAAAAAUUAUGUUAUCCUACUUAUAUGUCUGAUAAGAGUGCGAAAUUGUUUAUUGAACAAUUGCUGAAUCGCAUACCAGAACUUCGUUUAGGAGGUUCAUAUUAAACUCUUAAAUAACAUGUUUGGUUUUAAGAUUUUUAAUGGGAAAAUUUAAUAGCCAAGAAAAUAAAACCAGUUUAUAAACCAGGAGCUAAUAAAAUCAUAACAAAUGGACAAGUUUAAGUUAUGAAAAAGAUACCAUUGUAUGAAUAGAUGCAUAAAGAUGCUCAAUACUUCAUAAAAUCAUAACCUAAUCCCAAAGAUAGUGAAUGGGAUUAUGAAUUUUGA
This is a messenger RNA of Paramecium sonneborni, 2412 nucleotides long. The record is from the annotation of a GenBank genome assembly. NCBI's taxonomy places the organism in Eukaryota, Ciliophora, Oligohymenophorea, Peniculida, Parameciidae.